Diaporthe citri is the source of this 378-nucleotide messenger RNA. RefSeq lists its product as uncharacterized. The transcript has a single exon. The coding region runs from base 1 to 378 and encodes 125 amino acids. Gene Ontology annotation, biological process: nucleobase-containing compound metabolic process. Gene Ontology annotation, molecular function: nucleic acid binding; 3'-5' exonuclease activity. Lineage: Eukaryota; Fungi; Ascomycota; Sordariomycetes; Diaporthales; Diaporthaceae. The record is from RefSeq and is a predicted model, not a curated record.
AUGGCAAGUUCCAUUCUCAUUUCCACCAGCGCGGAUCUCAAGAUAUUUCUCUCUUCCAUCAGACCUGGCAGCACGAUCUAUCUGGACUUGGAGGGCAAGAAUCUCAGCCGCGAUGGAACUCUGACUCUCGCCACCAUGCUCAUUCAACCGCAGAAUGACACGCGAGUGGUUGACGUGUUGAGCCUCGGGAAGUCCGCGUUUGAUGUCGAGUCCGACGAGGGAACGAGCCUGAAGUCCAUCCUCGAAGACCCUGACAUCCCAAAGGGCGUUUGGGAUGUGAGAAACGACGCUGACGCACUGUGGUCCCACUUCCAGGUGAAGCUGGCCGGCGUGACGGACAUCCAGUCCUUGAGAACGCCUCCCGCCCACCCGGGGUAG